Molecule: messenger RNA, 3828 nt
Organism: Miscanthus lutarioriparius
Lineage: Eukaryota; Viridiplantae; Streptophyta; Magnoliopsida; Poales; Poaceae
Source: the annotation of a GenBank genome assembly
AUGGCUGGGGGAGCGAGAGACGGUGGUGGCGAGGAGGAUGCCAAGACGACGACGAACGAGGGACGCGGCGGCGGCAGCGACCACGCAGCGGCCAGGGCCACGACGAAUUCGAACAAGCAGCUGGUGCCGUUCCUUGGCAUGUUCCGGUACGCCGACCGCACCGACGCCACGCUUAUGGCGGUCGGCACGGUGGCGGCGGUGGCCAACGGCAUGACGGAGCCGCUCAUGACCGUCGUCUUCGCCGCCAUCAUCGAGUGCUUCGGCGCCGGCGACGACGCCACCAUCCUCCACCGGGUCAGCAAGGUUAUCAUGUACUACAUCUACCUGGGAAUCGGAACAGCAGUUUCUUCCUUCCUCCAGGUGUCAUGCUGGACGGUGGCUGGAGAAAGGCAGUCAACACGGCUGCGAUCGUUAUACCUUGAAGCUGUUCUGAGGCAAGACAUUGCAUUCUUUGAUGUGGAGAUGACAACUGCAGAAGCAACUUCAAGAAUGUCCGCGGACACUGUACUCAUCCAAGACGCCCUCGGUGAGAAGGUAGGGAAGUACAUACAGCUUUUGACGACUUUCAUCAGUGGCUUUAUCAUUGGAUUCAUUAGAGGCUGGAUGCUGGCCCUUGUUGUGCUCGCGUGCAUACCUCCAAGCAUUUUAUCCUUUGCGACAGUCUCCCGAUUGCGAGCUCAAAUAUCUCGAAAGAGGCAAGAAUCAUAUGAUGAUGCAGGGAAUAUUGUCGAGCAAACCAUUGGAGCAAUAAGAACAGUUGUAUCUUUCAAUGGUGAGAAGAAAGCAAUUGCAAUGUACAAUAAUCACAUAAAAAAGGCAUACAAGGCUACUCUCAUGGAAGGGAUCAUCACUGGUCUUGGAGUAGGUUGCAUAUUUUUUGUUGUCUUCUGCAAUUACUCUCUAGCUUUCUGGUAUGGCGCCAAGUUAAUCAUCGGCAAAGGAUAUACUGGAGGGCAAGUCCUCAAUAUCGUAUUUGCAAUUUUAACUGGCUCAGUGGCUAUAGGUAAUGCAUCACCAUCUAUUUCUGCAAUUGCAGAAGGGCAGUCUGCAGCACAAAGAUUGUUUGAAAUUAUCAACAGAAAACCAAAUAUUGACAUUACCGACACUUCUGGAAUAGUAUUAGAAGAUAUCGAAGGAGAUGUUGAGCUCAAGGAUGUGUUCUUUAGGUACCCUGCAAGGCCUGAGCAGUUGAUACUUGAUGGCCUGUGCCUGCAAGUACCUAAUGGUACCACAAUGGCUAUAGUCGGGGAGAGUGGAAGUGGUAAAUCAACAGUGAUUAGUGUGGUGGAGAGAUUUUAUGACCCACAGGCUGGUGAAGUGUUGGUAGAUGGAGUGAACAUCAAAAGUCUGCAGCUCCAAUGGUUAAGAGGAAAGAUAAGUCUUGUCAGCCAAGAACCAUUGCUUUUUAUGACCUCCAUCAAGGAUAACAUAACCUAUGGUAAAGCGGAUGCUACAAUCGAAGAGAUCAAGAGAGCAGCUGAGCUUGCAAAUGCAGCAACCUUCAUUGAAAAGCUGCCUGAUGCAUACGAGACAAUGGUUGGUCAACGUGGUUCUCAGCUUUCUGGGGGGCAAAAGCAAAGGAUUGCCAUCGCAAGAGCAAUCCUCAAAAAUCCAAAAAUCCUUCUUUUGGACGAAGCUACAAGUGCUUUAGAUGUAGAGUCUGAAAGGGUAGUUCAAGAAGCACUAAAUAGGAUCAUGGUAGGGAGAACUACACUCAUUGUUGCCCACCGCCUGAGCACCAUCAGGAGUGCAGACUGCAUAGCAGUAGUUCAUCAAGGGAAAGUAGUUGAACGAGGUGUCCAUGACAAGCUGAUUAAGGAUCCUGAUGGAGCUUAUUCUCAGCUUAUUAGGUUACAACAGGCACAUGCUAAAGAAGGGCAUGAGGUUCCAAAUACUGAUGUGUCAGGUUCAAUAUAUAAAAGUAGAAGUUUAUCUUUGGAACAAUCAAUAGACAGAGAUUCUCCCAGGAACAAAGGACAUCAUUCCUCCACAAAAUCCACUGGGCUGUCUGAAGAAUUGAACAAGCAAGUUUCUAUAGACAGACAGGAACACCAGGAAUCUAGUGAUAGUAAGGCUCCUAAGAAAGCAUCAAUUGGACGACUAUUCAAACUUAAUAAGCCAGAAGCACCAGUUCUCCUAUUAGCUGCUAUAGCUGCCUUUGUGCAUGGUCUUAUGUUCCCAUCGUUCAGUAUAAUGAUGUCUGGUGGUAUAAGAAGUUUCUACUAUCCACCACACCAACUUCGAAAAGAUUCUCGGUUUUGGGCACUGAUGUGCCUUCUGUUCGCAGUCAUUGCCCUGAUUUCAAUCCAACUGGAAUACUUUCUAUUUGGGGUCGCUGGUGGGAAACUUAUACAACGUGUCCGCUCUUUGUCUUUCCAGAGCAUAGUGCAUCAAGAAGUUGCUUGGUUUGAUGACCCUUCAAAUUCUAGUGGGGCACUUGGCGCGAGACUCUAUAUUGAUGCUUUGAACAUCCGACGCCUCGUCGGAGAUAACUUGGCCAUACUAGUGCAGUGUAUAGUAACACUAGUAGCUGGUUUUUCCAUAGCAUUUGCUUCUGACUGGAAGCUCACGCUGAUCGUCAUGUGUGUGAUUCCUGUAAUGGGCUCACAAAAUUAUAUUCAAGUGAAAUUCUUGAAAGGGUUCAGUGAAGAUGCUAAGGUGAUGUAUGAAGAUGCAAGUCAAGUCGUAACUGAGGCAAUUAGUAGUAUUCGAACUGUAGCAUCUUUCUGUGCAGAGAAGAGGGUAAUUACAUCAUACAUCCAAAAAUGCCAAGCUUCAAUGAAACAGGGCAUUAGAAGUGGAAUGGUUGGAGGCCUUGGUUUCAGUUUCUCAAACUUAAUGAUGUAUCUCACAUAUGCUCUUUGUUUCUAUGUUGGUGCACUGUUCGUACAUGAAGGAAAAUCAACUUUUAAAGACGUUUUUAGGGUCUAUUUUGCUUUGAUUUUCACAGCUUUUGGAAUUUCCCAAACAAGUGCAAUGGCAACAGAUUCAACAAAAGCCCAGGAAUCCACAACUUCCAUGCUAGCUAUUAUAGACAGGAGGUCUAAAAUCAACUCGACUAGUGAUGAAGGCAUAAUUCUAGAAAAAGUUGAUGGCAACAUAGAUUUCAGCCAUGUAAGCUUCAAAUACCCAUCCCGCCCAGACGUCCAAGUGCUCAGCGACAUUACUUUGGCCAUUCCAGCCAGAAAGACUGUUGCACUUGUUGGAGAGAGUGGUAGUGGUAAGUCAACAAUAAUUGCUUUGCUCGAGCGAUUCUAUGACCCAGAUUCUGGCACAAUCUCACUAGAUGGAACAGAACUUAAAAAACUAAAGCUGAGUUGGUUAAGAGACCAAAUGGGGUUAGUGAGCCAAGAACCUGUACUUUUCAACGACACAAUUCAUGCCAACAUAGCAUAUGGAAAACAAGAAGUAAGAGAGGCCGAGAUUGUUGCUGCUGCCAAGGCAGCUAAUGCUCAUGAGUUCAUAUCUAGCUUGCCUCAAGGAUAUAGCACUAUUGUCGGCGAGAGAGGAACACAGCUCUCAGGAGGGCAAAAACAACGGGUUGCUAUUGCAAGGGCCAUCUUGAAGGACCCAAGAAUACUUCUACUCGAUGAGGCAACAAGUGCCCUGGAUGCUGAAGCUGAGCGUACUGUUCAAGAUGCGUUAGACCAAGUGAUGGUCAGCAGGACCACCAUUGUUGUGGCGCACCGACUGUCCACAAUCAAAGGGGCAGAUAUGAUUGUAGUCAUCAAAGAUGGUAAAGUUGCUGAGAAGGGAAAGCAUGAAUACCUCGUGGGCAAGGGUGGAGUUUAUGCAUCGCUGGUAGAACUGCACUCGAAGUCAGCAUAA